AUGGACGACGACGCGACCCCUCCACCACCUCCUGUUCCUGCAGAAGCACCUCCACAGCCCCCGCCACCUGCUCCGACCACAGGAUCUCCAACAGACUUUUUGAAGGGCGUUGUAGGCAAACGAGUGGUCGUUCGUCUCACCUCUGGCGUAGAUUACAGAGGUGUUCUUUCGUGUCUAGAUGGGUACAUGAACAUCGCGCUGGAGCAGACGGAGGAGCACGUCAACGGUAGGGCGACCAACCGAUACGGGGACGCAUUCAUUCGUGGAAACAACGUGCUGUAUAUCUCGGCUGCCGAACCGCUAUGA
Messenger RNA from Sparassis crispa, 306 nucleotides. Its product is annotated as U6 snRNA-associated Sm-like protein. Bases 1 to 306 code for a protein of 101 amino acids. Gene Ontology annotation, molecular function: RNA binding. Gene Ontology annotation, biological process: maturation of SSU-rRNA; mRNA splicing, via spliceosome. Gene Ontology annotation, cellular component: U6 snRNP; sno(s)RNA-containing ribonucleoprotein complex; U4/U6 x U5 tri-snRNP complex. The transcript is spliced from 3 exons. The record is from RefSeq and is a predicted model, not a curated record. Lineage: Eukaryota; Fungi; Basidiomycota; Agaricomycetes; Polyporales; Sparassidaceae.